Molecule: messenger RNA, 880 nt
Organism: Mollisia scopiformis
Lineage: Eukaryota; Fungi; Ascomycota; Leotiomycetes; Helotiales; Mollisiaceae
Exons: 1
Coding region: 119-766 (215 amino acids)
Source: RefSeq, a predicted model, not a curated record
CUACUCUCCACUUCUCGAGUCCUUGGGAUGAUUCUCUUCCAGUUCGCUUCCACAGAUCCAAACAUUUAUAUCACACAUCAACGUCGAACUGACGUUGAGAACGAUAUAAUCGGUCAGGAUGUUACCCGUUAGAUGGUUGGGCAUUGCGUUCUUGCUUGUAUCUGGCUCUUCUGCGUCAAGCUCCUCCUCUGGCAGAUUGGCCAGUGCUUCAACUACAUCUACCAAGGUCUCGAGUCUUGCUUCAAAGACAAGCACUUCAGUUAGACAUGUCAUUUCUGUAUCCACAAGCGUCAAACUAUCGCCCAUUUCAAGUUCAUCAAUAUCCUCAGCAAGCAAACCAAUAUCCAGCAUUUCAAUCAAGCCCAGCAGUCCUUCCAGUUCCUCUACUCUGAAAAGCUCCUCGACCAGCAAGUUUACCGCAAUCUCUACGACCAAACUCAGCAACAAUACAAUUCCCGUCUCAAGCACAACGUCUUCGACCAAAAUCAACACCAUCAUUUCAAGCCUCAAGACCUCAUCAACACCCAAAAGCUCCCUCGCAUCCCUCACGACCUCACCCAAAAUCAGCAGCUCAUCCUCCUCAACCCUCACCACCACCCCAACAGCAACAGCAACCGUCAUCUUCCCCCUCUACAUCUACCCCACUCCCUCCGCUUGGUCCCCCCUCUACACAGCCCUAUCCACAAACCCCAACCUCCACCUCCUCAUAAUAAUCAACCCCUCCUCCGGCCCCGGCCCCGCAAACACCUACCCCGACCCAUCCUAGAUCGCCGCCCUCACCCAACUGCACACCUACCCCAACGCCAUCCCCAUCUGCUACGUGCAUACCAGCUGGGCCACGCGCCCCAUCGUCGACGUAGACGCCGAUAGUAUCACUUGU